Priapulus caudatus is the source of this 867-nucleotide messenger RNA. RefSeq names its product glutamate receptor ionotropic, NMDA 2C-like. The record is from RefSeq and is a predicted model, not a curated record. Bases 1 to 867 code for a protein of 288 amino acids. Gene Ontology annotation, molecular function: NMDA glutamate receptor activity; transmitter-gated monoatomic ion channel activity involved in regulation of postsynaptic membrane potential. Lineage: Eukaryota; Metazoa; Priapulida; Priapulimorpha; Priapulimorphida; Priapulidae. The transcript is spliced from 6 exons. Gene Ontology annotation, biological process: modulation of chemical synaptic transmission; synaptic transmission, glutamatergic. Gene Ontology annotation, cellular component: plasma membrane; postsynaptic membrane.
AUGUCGUUUGGUCAGAAGCCCAAAAAAUCCGACUGCGCCGACUUCGUUAGCCCGGGUGAAAUGUAUUUGCAGCAGUCUAAGCUACCAGUGAGGCUGGACAUUCUCAAACAAGACAAUGCCAGCGACUGGCACAAGGUGGACGCGUGGCAGGAGCGAGAGCUGUACAACGACAACAGCGACGUCAUACGGCAGCUGGCGGCGUUUCUCAAACACAAGGACCAGCAUCUGCGCGUCGUGACGAAGGAGGAGAAUCCGUUCGUCAUCAUCUCCGAGCCGCACCUGGACGUGCAGGGCCGGUGUAUAGGUGGCGCCAAGUGCUUCACAUACGAGCCUUCGCCACGCCCACCCGGCAGGCAUGACAACGACACCGAGGAAGAGGAGGAGCUAGAGACGGAUAACAUGGAGGAACAUAUCAUGUGCUGCUCGGGGUUCUCCAUCGAUCUUCUGGAGGCAGUUCGCAAGAAAAUGGACUUCACCUACACUUUGUACCGUGUCAAGGACCAGAAGUGGGGAACGGUGGAGAAAGGGAGGUGGGUAGGUGUGAUGGGGGACGUGGUUUACGGCUAUGCUGAUAUGGCCUUCACUUCGCUGAAGAUCACCAAAUCCAGAUCAAAGAUAGUAGAUUUCUCCAUGCCCGUACUAGAGACUGGAAUCAGCGUGCUGGUUCCCAGGAAGCCAGGAAGGAUCUCUCCCUCAGCUUUCCUAGAGCCGUACGACUUAGCAGCGUGGAUCAUUGUGCUGCUGGUAGGCAUUCACGUGUUCGCUUCCGUCACGUUCUUCUUCGAGUGGUUGAGUCCGUACGGCUACAACAGAGACAAGACAAACCCGCGAGGUAUUCUAACUGUCGUUCAUAUAGCCUCUUAUUGA